GGACUUUUUAAGGAAAGUGGAAAGCAACAAGUGAACGCAGCACUGCCAAACCGACGCUAAAACGUGUUUUAUCCAAAUUCCACCAUCUAUUAUCAACUCUAUUUGAUAUUAACCGACCAAAUAACAAAUAGCUAACACAGACAAGUCUCGUAAACUGUAUUUAUUGACCUAGCUACGCCUAGAACCGACCCUUAUACGGAGAGGACCUGGCCAGCUUAGGCGCUGCUGCUGUAGUAAACAGCCAUCACAAGUGCCUCCAUUUAGACUUUAAAUAAUCCAUUUAAAAUGUGUUUAAAGCGCACACAUAUAAAUAGGGAAGCGGGAACCUCCUCUAGCUGUCAAACAAAACGAAUACGGGGGCAUAAAUAUGAAGAACGGGGCCAAAUUAUCUGCAUCAUCUCAAACAUGCUAGUAAUGUUAACAGUUAGCACCUAGCAUCAACGGUCUCUGACGAGCUAAAGCAGAUUAAAGCCAACAGCUGCCUGCUCGCUCGACCUCGGUUGGCUGUUCAGUUCCUCUACCGAGCCGUUCCUCUAACACUCGGCUGCUACCGCCGAAGUCCAGCUAAAUAUUUGAAUAUUUGGUAGAAAAUCAUAAUUUACCUGCUGGGUCGACGCAACUCUGGCGACAAAAUGUCAGUCCGCCUUUUCCCGGAAUUACUCCGCUGCUCUCUGAGGUUGGAUUCUUUCAUUCAUAAAAAACACAAGCGACAAUGACGUCAGGCCUAAAGAAUGAGGGCGGAGCUAACCCCGCCCCCGCGGCGUACUCCGGGAGGAUGUAAACAAGGAAUCCCUGCAUCCCAGAACUUUUCCAUGAGCAGCCUCCCCUUUCCCCUGCUCCCAGCAAGAACAACAACUGUGGAGAAAUAAAAGCACAGGGAGAGGCUUCAGAAUCCGCUUUUACUCACUGUGUUUAGCAUCUGGAGCCCUGUGAUGGUGAACAGGGAAAAUAAAGCAAAAUCCAACUACAAAAACAACUGGAGCAGCUACUGUUAACCACCGUGGUAGAAAGUAGUACUUCGAUAACAGCAGAUAUCUAUCUAUCUAUCUAGUUUAAAAAUUUUGUUCUAGAAAUCAUUGCUUGUACUAUUUUGCAUAUAAUAUAAUAAUUCAAUCAGGAUGAAUCCAUAUGACAAUAAACAGUUUAAAAAAAACACAAUGCUUUAUCUAGAAAAAUUAUUUUUGAGAGUAUAUUUCAGAGUUGAUAGGGCCUACAGGCUUCUGUAUUUGUGGUCAGUUUAUGACCUAUUCCUGGCACCAUUCUGAGGCCAACAAAAGUAAGCAAGUUUAUUUAUAUACCAUCUUAUUGUUAUUUAAAGUGCUUUAUAUACAAAGGUUAAAUACAGAAUACAGUAGAAUAAAAUAAUAUGCAUACAAUUCAAUUAAUCAAAAACUAUUCAAACAAGAUGAAUUAAGUACACACACAUUUUAUAGAAUAAUUCAAACCAAUUGAUUACAGUGGAAAAAGACAAAAGAUGAGACAAAUAAAGCUUGUAAAAGACAAGUUUUGUGCCCAGACUGUUAUCAUAUAUCAGGCCUUAAAUUCAAUUCUGUUUGCAUCUGGAAGCCAAUAAUCUAAGAAUCAGAGUAAUGUGUUCUCUCCUCUUGGUAUUCGUCAUUAUUCUAGCAGCAUUUUGAAUGAGUUGCAAAUGUCUAAUGGUGUUUAUUAGGGACGUCAGGAAACACUGAUGUGACAGAGUGGCCCCCUAGCUGGUAGAUGCAUUACUGCCACCUACUGGACUAUAUGUGGAACAGUAGGUUGGCAGCAAAUACAUUCCUUGCUAAAUCAGCAGGAAUUUUAAUAGAAAAUUUACUACGAUUUCAUAGAUGAGUGUUUCAAUUAUAGAGACAGCAGAGCAAGUGAAAAAAAAUAAGAAUCUAGUAUUUCUAUUUUGCUCUCCCUCCUUUAUUGUAUUAAUUUUUGUUUUAAAGUGUAAAAAUUGCAAAGCAUCCUGUGGUGCUCUGUUUUUUUUUUCGUUUUCAAAAUGCAACAGGCAGUCACAUCACACUGUUUUUUUUACUACAGCUACCACAACGCUGCUACUGAUGUGUAAAUUACAGUUUAAAGACACUACAUGUUGCAGAAGGAUGAUUCGGCAGUGUGCAAAAUUUCUUUACUCUUCACUAGGAACCUUUAAAUGCUCAAUACAGAGUGGAGUAAAUAAAUAAAGGAGUUGUUCAAGAUCAGCAUUAUGUCUGGAUCCUGCUCAUUCAAAGUAAUACAACUUCAUAAUACAUUUUUAAUUACAAAAAAAGCAACGACAAUGUGAGAAUUUGAAUAAUGUCAUGAAUGCUUCCGGCAUGAAUGGGUGUGACAGCAGCUGUAGGGAGACAUAGUUAAAUACACACUCAAAGUUACAUGCAUACAAUCUUACUCUACAACUUGUCUUUUUUGGGCCAUAGGGUAGUGCAACGAAACAAUAAUAAAUUGAUCACAAAUACAGAAGCCUUUAUGUCCCCAAAAAUGUCACAUUCCCUAAAUGGCAGCUGUUACUCUCAAACACAACAGAACAUUUUUAUCAAUGAAGUGUUGUUCUUUUGUUGACCAUAUAUUAGUGUUGUAGAGAUUUAUCAUCAUGGUGAUCUUAUACUAUGCAAAAUACAGUUUUUUAGGAUUCAACUUUUGAGAUUAAAAAUUCCCCCCAUAGUGUAUAUAUUUAUAUAUAUCAAUUAAGGGAAGAGAUCUCCAUUAAUUGUUACCUUGGCAACAGCUUCCUGGGGUUCAUGUUAAAACAUGGCUGCCCAAUCAACAUUACACCUGCACUGCAUGUAGUAUUAAAAGCUACAAUUUUAACGUUUUAAAACACUUCAUAAACACUCAAAAAGCAUUCACAACACCCGUGAAACAGCUGGAUAUGGCGAAAAACACAUUUAAACGUUAAAAUUGUAAUUAUCUCUUUCCAACGUUAUUAAAUCUCGACAUCUGAUUCCAGAAUGUAUAUGUUGCAUCUGCUGUUUGCGGUCAGAUAUUCACCAUCAUUCAACUGUACCCUUGAGUUUUGCCUUCAAAGCCUGAUACUAAACUGAGUGGACUUCUUAGAAACUUUUACAAAGUGCACAACUCUUCGACAGCAGCCAAGUCAACGGCUGGUUUUGUCUGGUAAGAGCUUUGGCCAAAUCAACUGUUGGUUAAAGAACUUUGUUCAUCCAUUUGUUUUCACCUUCCUCGCUUUAUUUAAUUGCUUGAUAAUGUUACAUAAAAUACAGAACUGGUUAAGUUGUAUUGAAUGUCAACACUUACUAGUUUUACCUCUGUAAAAGUACAACUCCAUGUAAGCAAACGAACGCUGAGCAGCGAAACUAGUUUAAUUUCCAAUGUUAUCAGUUUUAUCCUGACACUUGGCUAGUCAGUUAGCUUGCUAAUGCUACAAUUAUUCAUGAACACAGCUAACUCACAGUUGUCAUUUACCCGGACAAACUUUAAUAAGUGGGCAACAAAUGUUUAAGUGUAUUAUUUUCUUCCCAUUUCAAGUGAUUUUCUCAUUUUUAACAGCCAGAAUUAUGCUUUUAGAAGUCAUAGGAAAGCUAACGCUAGCUUAGCGUGUAGCGUUCAAUGAUACGAGCUUAGUCUUAACUUGAGCUUCAACUGAACUUAUCGUUGAAAAAACAGCAGCCAAGAGAGUCAUUAAUCUUUUGUAUUUUUAACACAUGCAGUUCAAAGUCUUUCUCUCGAAAAAUCUGUUGACACGUUUCAGUUGGAAACAACAUUUUUACUGUGUUUUUACAUGACACUUAUUUGGCAAUUUUUGUAACUAAUUGCUAUUUUACAAAAACGAUCUUAUAAGCAAAACCAGAGGAUCCUGUAAAUAUGAAGAAUACACACAUUAUACUUGAUAGCAGUGAUAAUAAUAAUGAUAAUAAUUAAAACAACAACAACAACAACAACAACAAUAAUAAUAAUAAUAGACACACAUACACACAGUACUGUUUUAAAGUUUGGGGUCACUUAGAAAUGUCCUUGUUUCUGAAAGAAAAGAUUAAAAAAAAUAAAAUCAGGAUAACAUAAAAUGAAUCAGAAAUACCGUCUAGACAUUGUUAAUGUGGUAAAUGACUAUUCUAGCUGGAAACAGAUGAUUUUUAAUGGAAUAUCUCCAUAGGGGUACAGAGGAACAUUUCCAGCAACCAUCACUACUGUGUUCUAAUGCUACAUUGUGUUAGCUAAUGGUGUUGAAAGGAUAAUUGAUGAUUAGAAAACCCUUGAGCAAUUAUGUUAGUGCAUGAAUAAAAGUGUGAGUUAUCAUUCACACUGCAGGACUUUUACUUGAAAUGGGAUAUUUUAAUUUAGAUAUCCUGCUAACUUCUGUAAAUUAAAAUAACUUUCAUUCCCAAAUAUACCUACAUGUCGUUCAUUUAUUGUUACCGCUUUCUCUCUCUGCCUCUUUUCUCAUGUUUCAUCCUCCUCCAGAGUAUAUUCUUGAAAUUCAUCAUGACAGAUCUUGAGAGCCAGAAGGAGGGGCAGCCUAAGGGGGAGAUCCCUUUAGGAGAACUAGGAGAUCACACGGGCGAGUCUGAGCCACUGCCCUACCCAGACCUGGCCCCUGUGAUCUGCUUUGACUUAAGUCAAACUGCAAGACCCCGUAACUGGUGUCUGAAAAUAACCUGUUGCCCAUAUCCUUUCUGAUUGGCACAAGUAACCUUGUGUGACAUGUGUGAUGGUCAUACAAACAACUUUUAUCCUUGAGUAGAUAUCAUAACCACUCUAUAUUUUUGAGUGUAUGAGGGGGAUUUUCAAAAAUGAACAUCAAUACAACCAUGUGAAUUUGUGCCCUUGGCUUUCCCAUUCCAAUUAGACCCUUCUAAUAACUCUGUCCUGUAUUGUCAAUGAAUUGUAUGAAUGCGUUCUGAUCUUAACGUCUUCUUCCACAUGGUUGGACAUGCUGUCUGUAGUGAUUGUGUUGCUCAACUGUGUGAAGCAGGGCAUGUAUGACCCCUGUAAAGGAGAGAGCCCCAUCCAAGAGGUCAGUAUGCAUCCUGCAUUUUAAGAAAUUGGCACUGGAAGACAGGAAUUCAGCUUACUGGAGUUCUCAUUAAGUUUCAUUCAACUGGUUUGGUUGGAUUACGUUGGAUUAUAUUAUAAUGCUUUAAUUUAUUCAUAGUUCACAGCAUUCUUGCCGAACUUGCCUCAUUUGCUUAAAUAUGUUCUUGUAGCAGAGUAAUCUCUAACUCAUGUCGUUUAUGCCGCCAUUAGUUUUGCUGUUUUGACUGAUUGUUAACAAUACAUUAUUUCCUUUAUAUGGCCAGGUAAUGGAUCAUUUGGUCUUUGCUUACUUUGUGAUGGAAAUGGUCAUCAAGAUGAUUGCCCUUGGAAUCUUUGGCCAUAGCAGAAGUUACCUUAGCAACAACUGGCACAAGUUUGACGUCUUCAUCAUGUUUACAGAGGUGUUGGAUUAUAUUGUUCUUGCCUUUGGUGCAAACUUCAACAUAUCCUAUGCAUUUACGCCAAUGCGACUGAUCAGCAGAGAACCGAGUAUGCGAGAGUUCGUGUCAAUUCUUCUAGGCACUGCAACUAUGCUGGGAAAUGUUCUCCUCCUCUAUAUAUUCGUCAUCCAUGUCUUUGCUGUUGUGGGAGUCCAGCUGUGGGCAGGAACUCUGCGCCAUCGCUGCUUCUUAGGACAAGACAUCCCCACAAUGUACAAUGUGUCCCUAAGCCCAUACUUCUCGAACACAUAUGGUGAAAAAACCCCAUUCACCUGUUCACUUGAUGGAACGAGCGGGAUGCGUCACUGCAAGGAUGUGCCUCCUUACCGAGAUGAUGGGAUGGUCUGCUUGUUGAAUCCUCUUGUCUAUAAUCCAGUUGCUCCACCGGUGGCUGGGGCCAACAAUAGCACUUGUUUCAACUGGAACGUAUACUACAAUGUCUGUCUCCCCGAUGGCCCAAACCCUAACAAAGGGGCUCUCAACUUUGACAACGUCGGCUAUGCCUGGAUAACCAUGUUCCAAGUUGUCACUCUGGAAGGAUGGACGACCGUCAUGUAUUAUAUCAUGGAUGUUUAUUCCUUCUGGAGUUUCAUAUUUUUCAUACUUACCACUGUUGUGGGCUCCUCUGUCAUAAUGAAUGUGUGUGCAGUCGUCAUCGCCACCCACUUCUCAGGGGCCAUGAGAAGAGAUACAGAAAGGCAGCAAGGUGGUGCUAUGUCUAUCAAACAGCUCUGUUGCAAGUUACUCAACAGGCUGAAACAGAUCAUCCUUGAAAGGCACCAAAAAAGAAGUCAAGUCAGUGACAGGCAGACAGAAAGAACUGCCUCGUAUAUUCUGCUUUGGACAACUAUCCAUAAAAAACUGGAAAAGAUUGUCAACAGUAAAGUCUUCAAUGGAUCGAUCAUGUUUGCCAUUUUCCUCAGUAUCCUCACCAUGGCUGUGGAGUUCCAUGGGCAGCCUGCCUGGUUGACCGUCAUGUUACAGAUCAUUAACAUAAUUUUAACCAUUGUCUUUGUGGUGGAAAUUACCUUAAAGCUGGGCGCUCUCUACUGGACAUACUUUACAGACAAAGAGAACUUGCUGGACUUUUUCGUUGUGGUCGUCAGUUUAUGGGAAAUAUCUGCCAAGGCUGAACGCAAGCUGUCAGUUGUGCGUGCUUUUCGAGCGUUGCGGUUAUUGAGGCUGGUCCACUACCUUCCUUACCUGAAGAGACAACUGCUUGUGCUAAAGAGGACGAUUGCAAAGGCAGCCACGCUCUGCUUGUUACUGCUGUUCUUCAUUUUUAUAUUCAGUGUAAUCGGCAUGCACUUGUUCGGUUGUAAAUUUGGCUUCAGGUCAAAAUAUGGGGACAUCGUUGUGGACAGAAAGAACUUUGACACCUUACUCUGGUCUAUGGUCACUGUGUUCCAGAUUCUGACUGAGAAGGACUGGUGUCAAGUGCUACAAAAUGCCAUGGCUGUCACCUCCCCAUGGUCUGCUCUCUACUUUAUUGCAGUCAUUGUGUUUGGGAAAAAUGUUCUUUUUAAUGUACUGGUCGGCAUAGUGGUUGACAGCUUCCAGGCCAGGCCCUCCAAAGAUUUUGAGCCUUCAAUGCAGUCUGUCAUCUUACGUCCAACUGAUGUGACACAUGAGGAAAGCCCCACAACAGCCACAGAAGACUCUUCCCUCCCUGCCAGUGAGCUCAGCAGAUCCGAUGCGAUUGACCCAUCCCACGAGGAAGACCCUGCACCAACAGCUCCUGAAAACAGCAAUAGAUUCUUGGAGUGGAUGCAGAGAGUGCUCCACUGGUGCAGAGAGCAUGAAGAAUGGUCAUUGUUUUUGUUGCCUCCACAGAACAGGUUCCGUAGGUUUUGCCAGCGUGUGGUCUCUCACCAGGCAUUUGACAUCAUCAUUCUGCUUUUCAUUAUAAUAAGCUGCGUUACUAUUGCUAUGGAGAGGCCUGGUAUAGACCCCGCUGGCAUGGAACGAUACAUCCUGACUAUAUCCUAUCUCGUUCUCUCUGUUGUCUUCUUAGUAGAGAUGCUCAUUAAGGUUCUAGCUCUUGGUAUGGUGUAUGGUAAAGACAGCUACUGCAGGUCUUUCUGGAAUAUCAUGGACGGCUCACUGGUGUUUCUGUCUGCAAUCCACAUCCUUGUCAGAGUGGCCACCGCUGGCAGAAAUGAUAUGCAGGGCCUCCUCAAAAUUUUACGCCUGCUACGCACAUUUCGUCCAUUGAGGGUGAUAAAGCGAAUCCCGAAACUGAAGCUUGCCUUUCAAGCUCUGAUUGCUUCAGUAAAACCCAUGGGAGCCAUCAUUGUUCUUUGCUGCGUCUUCUUCUUCUUCUGUGGUGUCCUUGGGGUGCAGUUGUUCAAAGGGAAGUUCCACCACUGUUUGGGCGAGGACUUAAGAAACAUCACCAACAAGGCUGACUGUGACGAGGCCAAGUAUGACUGGGUUCAGAAGGAGUACAACUUUGACAACCUGGCUCAGGCUCUGAUAAGCUUGUUUGUAAUGUACUCGAAGGACGGCUGGAUGAGGAUCAUGUAUAGUGGGCUGGAUGCUGUAGGAGUAAAUCAACAGCCUAUAAGGAACUACAACACAUGGAUGCUUCUUUUCUUCAUCUCCUUCAUGAUUAUGAGCUUCUUCCUCCUCGACAUGUUUAUUGGUGUAAUGGUGGAAGCCUUCCAUCAGUGUCAGCAGGACCAAAACAGAAUAGACAAGGAUUUGGAAGCAGAAUUGCAAGACCAUCCCACAGACCAAGAAGAGGCACCAUAUUACGCAUACUACUCCCCCUUACGUCGGCGGAUACAUUCUCUGUGUACCAGCAAGUUUCUGGACAUUUUCAUGACCAUCAUAAUCUUCAUUAGUGUCCUGAUGAUGUCUUUUGAACAUUAUAAUCAGCCUCAGGUAAUACACUCUCUCACUGUUAACAGAUCAAGCUUAGAUAGAAAUAGUUAGCACUAAUUCUAUGGAGUGGUAGAAACAAAACUGUGUGUGUUUAGUAUAUUAUAGAUAUUACUGAGUACUCGCAUUGGCUCUUCACUGCUUUCCUGAUCAUUGAACUGCUGCUGAAGCUGGUGGCGUACGGUGUAAUGAGGUUCAUAAAAAUCAGUUGGAAUGUGCUGGACGUUUUUGUCGUGUUGGUGUCCGUCAUCAGUAUCAUUUUCACCCAAGUGGAAAUUAUGGACACAGUUCCCAUCAAUCCCAGCAUCCUGAGAGUCUGCAGGGUUCUAAGACUUGCACAAGUGCUUAAAGCCAAGAGGAUAAGAGUUCUGCUGAAGACCAUAACUAGGACUCUGUCGCAGGUUGGAAACAUUUGUCUGCUCUUCAUGUUCUUCCUCUACAUUUAUGCUGCACUGGGAGUGGAGCUGUUUGGCAAGCUAGGACACACUGGCGGAAUGUCGUCCUGGUGGUUUCAGUGUCAUCUACAUGUGGUGGGCCUCUCCGCUCUACUUCACCAGCUUUGUGAUUAUGGCCCAGUUUGUGCUACUGAACCUGGUGGUGGCUGCAGUCAUGCAAGCUCUGGAGGACAUCUCUGAAGUACAGCAGCUACAAAUACACAGACCAAGAAAGCACACAAACAUUCAGUCAUUCACAGUAAUAUCUCUAAGGCUUUUGCACAUACAUUUUACUGAAAUUUCGUACGAGGUUUCUUUGAAAGAACAGAGGAAAUUAGUUGUAAUUACUGGAAAAAUAUUCCAAAAUACUAAUUCUAUAACCUAAAAGGCGUUUUAGUCAGUGCACAGAAGAUAAAAAUGUGACAUCGAGCCACCCAGUGAGCACCUGCAUCGAUUUCUUGUUGAAAACUGGGUGUUAUGUAGUGUAAGAUGUUUUUUAGCCCUCGUUUUAACCUGCAAAAUUCCUACAACACAUAUUCGUUGAAUCAUUGUGUAGGUUAAAAUCAAGACAUUAUUAUCAUUUCAUUUAGUUUCUUUAUUCCACCUAAUAAAUUGUAUUUGUUUUUGAUAGUUUUUACCUCAUCCUUGAUGCUUUAGAAAUACUGUUAAUAUAUAGUUUAUUAAAUUGUAACUGAUCAGUGUAGAGGACUCCAAUGUUGUAUUGCAGUGGUAGCUGAAAUGUACGCUACACAAAGAUAUAUUUUAAUCGCAUUUAAUGUUCUUUAAUAAAAUUUCACAACUAUAGAAGUAAAAAGGCUGCAUGCUGCCAACAAGAAGCUUCCAGUGCAUUAGUAAGAAAUAGUUCAAGUACUUAUUUACAGCUUUAAUUGCUCCAAAGGUAGAAUCUGCCCUCUUUCUUUACUCCACAUUGCCAAAUGUUUAUUCCAUAAUGACAACAGGCUAUUAUUUGCAUAGUGGAUGAAAAACUUCACCGUUGCAAGUCUCUGCAAAAUAUGGUGUAAAUGUUCAAACGUUUUCAAAUAAUCACUUUUCACCAGUAAGCAUAGUCUUCCUUUCAUCGUCUUAUUAACUGAAAAAUGCUCACUGGGUGCAGUCAAGUGUACAAAUGCAACAUAUAUGGAGAAUAGACUUCUCAGUAAUAAAUAAAUAAUUCAAUAAAACACAUAAAUCCCCUUUAAAAAAACAACAUAGCAAGUAUAACGUGUUAAAAUGACAGCUAUUAAGUAAAUCCAAGUGUUUGUCUGAGAACAUGGUCCCUUUUUUUCUAUUAUUCAACAAAUCAUUUUAACUAUUAAUGGAAAACAAAUUUACUAGCAUUAAAGUGCACAACAAGAAUGUUGUGUUUUGGCGAAAGAAUAAAUAGUGAUGUGUCUUUACAGGAAUAAUGUUGAUUUUUUUUGGGCUAUAAUUUAUCAACCCAGCCUUUUAAACUUCUGCCCCACUAUCAAAACAUGUUUAUAAUAUAAAAACAAAAAAAGUUAUGACAUUACUAUUUAAAUAGUGAUGUAACAGAAGAAUAUUUUAAUACUUCAGAAUUAACCCAAAUAACAUGUUUCUCCCUCUGGAGGAGGAACAACUGCGAGAUAUCCGGCAGACCUAAACGCCCACAGAGGAGAGAUCCUGAUUCUGCUGUUGACGUUGAAUCAUCCUCAGGGUAAUUGUGCGCACAGAAAGGAUCUUCAUUUGUAAAAAUAUUGUCUUUUCUAGCAGCACAUGUUGCUUUUAUUUGAACCGAAUAAUUCAGAAAUAGUAAAUUUUUCAUUAUUAUUUGUAGUUGUAAUUAGUGCUGUAAAUAGUGCAAAUAAGGCAUGAUUCUAAGGCUUUUGGUGCCAGAUUUUAAGCUUGAUGUCUAGUUUUUUCCAUUUGAAAAUUAAAAUGUUUUAUUUUCUUCUUUUAAUUUGUGAUAAAUAGUGCAAAUAAGAUGCGAGGAGGAUGUAUUUGUAUUUUUUGGCUUUUUAUUGGAGGAUUUUACGCUUGAUUUGUGGUCAUUUUCUUUCAUUAUUAAUGUGUGCUGUAUUAUUUUUUGCUUCUUUUGUUUUUAAAUUGCAUUUAUAUUGUAUCUAUCACAAUGAUUGAUUUUGAAUAUUGUAAAUAUGAGUUUUUUGCAGUGAAAAUAAAAUUAACAAACCUGA
This is a messenger RNA of Amphiprion ocellaris (clown anemonefish), 10887 nucleotides long. Its product is annotated as voltage-dependent T-type calcium channel subunit alpha-1H-like. The coding region runs from base 5244 to 8354 and encodes 1036 amino acids. Gene Ontology annotation, molecular function: voltage-gated sodium channel activity; low voltage-gated calcium channel activity. Gene Ontology annotation, biological process: sodium ion transmembrane transport; positive regulation of calcium ion-dependent exocytosis; calcium ion import. The record is from RefSeq and is a predicted model, not a curated record. NCBI's taxonomy places the organism in Eukaryota, Metazoa, Chordata, Actinopteri, Pomacentridae. The transcript is spliced from 27 exons. Gene Ontology annotation, cellular component: plasma membrane; voltage-gated sodium channel complex; neuron projection.